AUGGAAUUGGGAACAACAACAUCAACAAGCACCAUCACCACACGAUCACAAAGAGUGAGAGAGAUAAAAAUAAAUAGUAUAGGGUUUUUAGAAAGAAAGAAAGUUACCUAUGUCUUUGAUGAGAAAGUUACCUAUGUCUUUGAUGAGAAAAGAAAGAAGGGAUUUCUUUAA
Cavenderia fasciculata is the source of this 171-nucleotide messenger RNA. RefSeq lists its product as uncharacterized. The record is from RefSeq and is a predicted model, not a curated record. The transcript has a single exon. Bases 1 to 171 code for a protein of 56 amino acids. NCBI's taxonomy places the organism in Eukaryota, Evosea, Eumycetozoa, Acytosteliales, Cavenderiaceae.